Dentiscutata heterogama is the source of this 166-nucleotide messenger RNA. NCBI's taxonomy places the organism in Eukaryota, Fungi, Glomeromycota, Glomeromycetes, Diversisporales, Gigasporaceae. The record is from the annotation of a GenBank genome assembly.
UACAACAGUAAUCCGUUACCAUCUAGACAAUCCUGGAGUAUGGUUAAUGCAUUGUCAUAUGCAUUGGCACUUAAUCAAAGGCAUGGCCUUACAAUUAAUUGAAUUACCAUCGAAAAUUAAGAAUAUGACAGUCCCAGAGGAUGACUUUGCAUUUUGCGCAAGUUAG